AUGAAGACGGUAUUGGUGCAGGAAAUGGUCAGGAUUAACAGGCUAACGAGAAGUCUUGCCAUCUUCGCUUAUGAACAUACAGAAAACUGUUAAGGUGAGUGAACCUUCAGAUAAAUUGAAUAGCUAUUUUUAUACUGUUCUUGGUUGAAGUUUUGACUAAACGUGAAGUAGAAUCCUUAUUCCGUUACAGUCUCUAAGGCAGACCGUGGCCAUUGCCACGGAAAGUGUCUGUGCGCCUUAUAGAGAGUCAGAGAAAAUGACUGAAAAUGACUUACUCCAAGUGUCUAAUGCAUAGAGGGUCAAAUAAGACAGAGACUAACUCUUGAUGUCUGUUUAAAGUGAGUUGACUGUAUUACUGGACCCUCUCGAACUUGUCGCUGACUGAAAGCAGUAAAUACAGUUUCCCCUAAGGUGGAAAUAGUACGUCAGGCAACCUCCGUUAUUUCAAAGCAUGUUGCGUUCAUCUGUGUGCGAUAUUGCGUGAUAUGUUGCACAUUACACUUGUGUCUAGGAAAUCUACCCGAGACAUGUUACCGUUUCCUCUUACCCCUCCCUGCCGGGUAUAUAUUUUGCUCUUUUUCUACGGGGUAGGCGCACUUACAGGAAGUAGUUUUCGCUGCGUGUUUAGGAAUGGGACUCACUAAGACGGUUUACCCGACCUUUUAUAUGAUCCCAGGGCAUGGUUGGUAUGCCCUCUGAACUAGAGGAGGUGGUGGGCGGCAUCCUUAAAGGCAAAAUCCCUGGUCUGUGGAUGAAGAAGUCCUACACAUCUCUUAAAGCACUCGGCAGUUACGUCAAUGAUCUGAUUGCUCGCCUCAAGUUUCUUCAAGAGUGCUAUGACAAUGGAGCGCCUCCCGUGUUUUGGGUAUCUGGAGUUUUCUUCACUCAGGCCUUCUCUGAACGGGAUCAAAACAGAACUACGCCAAAAAAUGCUCCAUUCCUAUUGAUCUUCUAACGUUUGACUUCGAGGUGGCCUCCCCGCACACGUCCUUUGGGGUUCGUUCGUCACUCAUUCAUUUUAGGGAGAAAAGAAUGCGUGACAAACGAACCCCAAAAGACGUCUACGGGAACGCUAACUUUGAGGUUCUUGACGACAAAAAUUACGAAACUCCACCCGAGGACGUUGUCCAUGUUAACGGCUUGUCCAUGGAAGGCUGUCGAUGGGAUCGAGAAAAGAGAGUGAUUGGAGCGUCGCACGGGAAAGCUUUGUAUGACAGCCAGUCAAAGUCAAAGUCAAACAUCAUAUUAUCCACUCCCCUCAGGGCUUUUCAGGGAUAAUUUACAACACUGGUUGGGGGACUUUGCCAGACUGCUUAAGGUGCAGUUUACAAGUAAUGAAGGAAUGAGUAACGAUGCCCCCAUACAUGAGUGUGAAAGUGAUAUAGACCACUACACCGGGCACUACGUGCCCUACUCUUUACGAAGAGUGUGUGGGUUCUUUAACGUCCCACAGAUUUUUUAUUACAUGUGCAAGGGCUUGUGAGACGGGGCCUACGGUUUAUCGUCCUUAUCCGAGAAGACUAGAAAGUCAAACCGUUUGCAGAUGUUAUUACAAAGGCAGCACUUUCUCCUCAGUUAUUUAAAGACCCUGAGUGUUGAUCCGGCCGGGGUUUGAACCUACGGCCUCCCGCUCAGCAGACCGGCGCUUAUCCCAUGCCUGUUAUGUGGCUCAAACCCUGCAAGAAGGAAGACAUUGUUGACCGGCCGCAUUUUGUCUCCCCUGUUUACAAAACAAGCGAGAGGAGAGGUACGCUCUCUACCACAGGCCACUCCACUAACUUUGUGA
Messenger RNA from Porites lobata, 1786 nucleotides. The record is from the annotation of a GenBank genome assembly. NCBI's taxonomy places the organism in Eukaryota, Metazoa, Cnidaria, Anthozoa, Scleractinia, Poritidae.